Molecule: messenger RNA, 6567 nt
Organism: Conger conger (European conger)
Lineage: Eukaryota; Metazoa; Chordata; Actinopteri; Anguilliformes; Congridae
Gene: ino80
Product: INO80 complex ATPase subunit
Exons: 36
Coding region: 250-4902 (1550 amino acids)
Biological process (GO): chromatin remodeling; DNA repair; DNA-templated transcription
Cellular component (GO): nucleus; Ino80 complex
Molecular function (GO): histone binding; ATP binding; DNA binding
Source: RefSeq, a predicted model, not a curated record
GCCGCCUCUCUGCUGCUGCCGGCCCAGCGCUCACAGACUCCCUCGUAGCUCAGAACCGCCAUUUUGGAGACAGCGAGCGGAGAGCCGGCAGCCGUUGAGAGAGUGAGAGAAAAGGGGACACGGGGCUGAGGCACUGUCUAUACUUCCGAUUUCUAUUCGCCAUACUGGAAUAUUGGAAAUGACGAAAAGUAUAUCACAUUUUCAUAAGUGAGCGUUUGCGCCCGGGAGUGGGUCAGAGCCACGACCCCUAUGGCCGCUGAGCCGGGUGGAGAGGAAGAUGGCGUCUGCUCUAAGCUGGCCAGGCCGCUCCACCUGCAGUACCUGGAGAGAUCCCUCCGGCUGGACGCCUUCCUGCGCCAAACUGCCACCCUCUUCAACAAAGACCUGUCCAGUGAUGAGAGUGACGACGGUUCUGGGGAGGGCCCCUCACUGGCCCCCCUGGACCCCCAGUCCCCCCUGCAGAGGCCCAAGGAGGAGCCCCUGGACCCGGCAGACUGUGGGGUGGUGGGCGGCCCCGGUGUGCUGGUUGAAAACAGUGCCCUCAAUGGAGCUCUGCUUCUGGAGCAUAAACCAGACAAGGCCAGUCUGUACAACUUCUCCAAACUGAAGAAGAGCAGGAAAUGGCUCAAGGGGAUCCUGCUGAGCGACAACACCACGGACUCAGACUCGGACACGGACUCGGACGACUCGGACUUCUCCCUGUCCCGGGACGAGCUGCAGGACAUGCUGCGGCUGCACAAGUUCACCAAGCUGCACCAGAGCCGGUUCCACUCGGACCGCGAGCUGCAGCAGUACCAAUACUACAGUGUGGGUCUCCUGUCCUCCCAUGACCCGUUUUACGAGCAACAGCGCCACCUGCUGGGGCCCCGGAAGAAGAAGAUCAAAGAGGAGAAGAAGCUGAAAGCCAAACUUAAGAAGGUGAAGAAGAAGAGGAAAAGGGGGGAAGAUUUCUCCGGAGAAGGGCGCCCCUACCUCACCAAAAUCUUCGCAAAGUUCUCCCACGACGCCCCUCUGCCCAUGUCCAAGAAGAAGCACCUGACCAUUGAGCAGCUCAACGCCCGUAGGCGAAAGGUCUGGCACACCAUCGCCAAAAAGGAAAACCCCAAGGCUUUCAAACAGAAGGCUUCCGCCCGGAACUUUGUUUUAACCAACGCCAAAAAGCUGGCGCACCAGUGCAUGCGGGAGGUUCGGCGGGCGGCGAUGCAGGCGCAGAAGAGCUGCAGGGAGACGUUGCCGCGGGCGCGGCGCCUCACCAAGGAGAUGCUGCUGUACUGGAAAAAGUACGAGAAGGUGGAGAAGGAGCACCGCAAGAGGGCCGAGAAGGAGGCGCUGGAGCAGCGCAAGCUGGACGAGGAGAUGAGGGAGGCCAAAAGGCAGCAGAGGAAGCUGAACUUCCUGAUCACACAGACGGAGCUCUAUGCCCAUUUCAUGAGCGGGAAGAACAACGCCGGGGCUGAUGGCAUGCAGGAGGACAUCCUGAGCAAGCUGGAGGACAGCUCUACGCACCGGCAGAUUGACAUCGGCGGAGGCGUGAUGGUCAACGUCGGCCAGGAAGACUACGAUAGCGACUACUACAAGUCUAAGGCCCUGAGGAAUGCCAAAGAGGCCUACCAAAUCCACCAGGCCAGAACCAGGCUGUUCGACGAGGAGGCCAAGGACAGCCGCUGCGCCUCCCUGCGGGUCGCCACUGACUCCACGUCCGGCUUCGGCGAGAGCUACAGCCUCUCCAACCCCUCCAUCAGCGCCGGGGAGGACAUCCCCCAGCCCACCAUCUUCAACGGGAAGCUCAAGGGCUACCAGCUCAAGGGCAUGAACUGGCUGGCCAACCUGUAUGAGCAGGGUAUAAAUGGCAUCCUGGCAGAUGAAAUGGGCCUGGGGAAGACGGUCCAAAGCAUUGCCCUUCUGGCGCACCUGGCAGAGAGGGACAACAUCUGGGGCCCCUUUUUGAUCAUCUCCCCCGCCUCCACGCUCAACAACUGGCACCAGGAGUUCACCCGCUUCGUCCCCAAAUUCAAGGUCUUGCCAUACUGGGGAAACCCGCAUGACCGCAAGGUCAUCCGCAAGUUCUGGAGCCAGAAAACCCUGUACACUCAGGACGCCCCGUUCCACGUGGUGAUCACCAGCUACCAGCUGGUGGUUCAGGACGUGAAGUACUUCCAGCGGGUGAAGUGGCAGUACAUGGUGCUGGACGAGGCCCAGGCUCUGAAGAGCAGCACCAGCGUACGCUGGAAGAUCCUGCUGCAGUUCCAGUGCAGGAACCGCCUGCUGCUCACUGGGACGCCCAUCCAGAACACCAUGGCUGAGCUGUGGGCGCUGUUGCACUUCAUUAUGCCCACGCUCUUCGACUCCCAUGAAGAAUUCAACGAGUGGUUCUCCAAAGACAUCGAGAGUCACGCGGAGAACAAGUCUGCCAUCGAUGAGAACCAGCUCUCCCGCCUCCACAUGAUUUUGAAGCCCUUCAUGUUGCGGCGGAUUAAAAAGGACGUGGAGAACGAGCUCUCUGACAAGAUUGAGAUCCUCAGGUACUGCAUGCUCACGGGGCGGCAGAGGCUGCUGUACCAGGCCUUGAAGAACAAGAUCUCCAUCGAGGACCUGCUGCAGUCCUCCAUGGGCUCCGCUCAACAGGCCCACAACACCACCAGCAGCCUCAUGAACCUCGUCAUGCAGUUCCGCAAGGUGUGUAACCAUCCGGACCUGUUUGAGCGGCAAGAGACCCGGUCGCCGUUCCACAUGUCCCUCAGACCCUACAUCAUGUCCAAGUUCCUGUUCCGUCAGGGUCUGCUCACCGCCUGCAGCCAGUGGCGCACCAGACUCCUACAGGUCCUGCUGUCUCCCUUCUCCCCCCACCACAUUCAGCAGUCUCUGUUCCACAGGAAAGCCAACGACGAGGGCAGCUGUUUCUCUUUCCUGCGAUUUGUUGAUGUGUCGCCGGCCGAAAUGUCCAACUUGAUGCUUCAAGGGACGUUGGUCAGGUGGCUAGCACUUUUCCUGACCCUGAAGUCCUCCUACCGGCUCCACCAGCGGCGCCUGUGGGCCCAGGGGCGAAACGGCGCGGAGGGCUCUUCGCGCUACCUCUCCCGCCGCGACCUGAUCCUGUGGCCCGACUCGCCCACCUCCUUCCCCAACACGCAGCACAGCUCCGUCCUACAGGACCUGGUGUUCACCCGCCACCGGCCCGGCGUGACCGGACACGCAGACGUCUACCUGCACCGGAGACGGGCGGCGGCCUCCAGCCCGCUGCCCUGCCAGCCUACCGAGCCCCCAAAAUUCCUCUUCGCCUCCGUCCCAAGGGUGACGGGGGUCCCCAUGGAACGCUACUGCGCUGACCGCAGCGCAGAGUACGAGUGGCGGGCGGCCAGGGAUGGAGGGAGCGUGGCCGCCAAGCAGUGCUUCCUGUACGGGACCCCACAGCUGGCCACCGCCUGGGCCGGACGCACCCAGGCCUUCUUCCCAGAAGCCCCUGGGGGAAUGAUGGCCAUUUACCCUCGACAUGGCUGGUCCUUCAUCAGGAUUCCCGAUAAGGAGACUCUGAUCACGGACAGUGGGAAGCUCCACAUGCUGGAUCUGCUGCUGACUCGCCUCAAGUCCCAGGGCCACAGAGUCCUCAUCUACUCCCAGAUGACCCGAAUGAUCGAUCUGCUGGAGGAGUACAUGGUUUACCGGAAGCACACCUACAUGCGGCUGGACGGAUCCUCCAAGAUCUCGGAGCGUCGGGACAUGGUGGCUGACUUCCAGAGCAGGACAGACAUCUUCGUUUUCCUCCUGAGCACGCGGGCCGGGGGCCUCGGCAUCAACCUGACCGCCGCUGACACUGUGAUAUUCUACGACAGCGACUGGAACCCCACAGUGGACCAGCAGGCCAUGGACCGGGCUCACCGGCUGGGCCAGACCAAGCAGGUGACCGUGUACCGGCUCGUCUGCAAGGGGACCAUCGAGGAGCGCAUCCUGCAGCGGGCCAAGGAGAAGAGCGAGAUCCAGAGGAUGGUGAUCUCGGGGGGGAACUUUAAGCCGGACACUCUCAAACCCAAAGAGGUGGUGAGCCUACUGCUGGACGAUGACGAGCUGGAGAAGAAGUUGCGUCUCAGGCAGGAGGAGAAGAGACAGCAGGAGGAGUGCAGUAAAGUGAAGGACCGGAAGAGGAAGAGAGAGAAAUACGCAGAGAAGAGGAAGAAGGAGGACGACGUGGACUCCAAGAAGAGGAGGGAGGGAGUGAACAUGGUCAUCCCCUUCGCCCCGUCGGCCGACAACUCCAACCUGUCCGCUGACGGAGACGACUCCUUCAUCAGCGUGGACAUGGACUCCGCCAUGCCCAGCCCCUUCAGCGAGAUCUCCCUGAGCAGCGAGCUGCAGCCGGGCUCCAUCCCGGCGGACGAGAGCAGCAGCGACAUGCUGGUCAUCGUAGAUGACCCGGUCUCCUCUGCCCCGCAGUCCCGCGCCACCACCUCCCCCGCCUCCAUCACAGGCUCUGUCUCUGACACCAUGAACGGCGUGUCCACCGCCCAGGACACCUCCAGCCCGGGGCGAGGGCGGUCCGGACGGAGCCGCGGCCGGCCCAAGGGCUCCGGAGGGGGCGGGAAGUCCGCCGGGAAGGGCCGGAGCCGCAAGUCGACGGCGGGAAGCGCGGCCGCCAUGGCGGGAGCCAAGGCCGGGGCGGCGGCGGCCUCAGCAGCGGCGUUCGCUGCCUACGGCUACAGCGUCUCCAAAGGUAUACCAGCAUCCAGUCCCCUGCAGGCCUCCCUGGGCCGCUCCUCGGCCACGCCCGCCUUCGUGCCGAGCGGCACCUCGUCCCCCCACACUAAGGGCGGCGCUGUUCCCGCCGGCUCUCAGACGCUAAGCCAUAGCAGGGCGCACCACCCCCACAACCCCUCCCGGAAGGGCAAAGGGCCAUCGGGGGCACGAUAGCGCACAAACGCACCCCAGCCUUCCUCUCCCCAACAGCUUUUGUCCCCUGUAUACUCCCAACAGAAAUCAAUAUAGACAAGCAACCUGCCCUGCAGUAUAGAGUUAAUUUUCUUUAAUUGUAUAAAGAUUAAUAUACUUGUGCCAAAACCGGCUGUAAACAUUAAUUCUCAAAAAAAAAAAAAAACGCACAAUAAUCAUUACUUCCCGGAGGGCAACGGCUGCUGCAUGGACCGCGGUGCAGGGAUGCGGUGUGAAAUUAAAACCUUGUCGAACGCAGCGUCCGGUGGGUACUUCAGCACUAGCGUUCAAAUCUCCAUAGCAACGACGCGCUGUUGACAUCGCCGCGCCUGAGCGCUUGCAUUGUGAAGCCAGCUGCCGCGUGGCUCGCAGCGGGGAGUUGUAUUGCGAUCUCGACGCGUUAGAGAACCCAGUUUCUUUGUGAAGACGCAAGUCAUCGGUCAAGGGCUAAACAAAGCUAAAACCCAGAUGGACUGUACCAGUCUAUACCUGUCAGGAAAGCACCACGUGUGUAUAGCUUGUGUUCAUCUGCAGAGGUGGUUGAAAAUGUUUUCAACAAUCUGAGCCUUCUUAACUGUUUACAGGAUCGGGCCUGUCGAGUUGGCUGACUCCGCCUUCAUGCCAUUUUAGCUUGUGUAUUGCCCAAUUAUAUGGUUUGAUUUUUUUAAAUGUUGUAGAAAGGAUCCUAACCAAUAUACCUGCACUUGACUUGUGUGAACAAAGUAAAAAUCUGAUCCAGACUGUAACAUGGUUGUAUCAAGAGUACCACAGUACAUAAUCUUUAUCUCAUAUUGUCACAACCUAAAAAAUGCUUUCAGUUAGUCAGUAUGCUCUUCAGGAAGGUCAAGUCAUUUAUGAGAUACGGUAUACUUCACAAUUAGCUUCAUUCCUGUAGUAUAGGUCUGUUGGCCAGUGAAAGAACAUUACACAAAAAUGACUGCUUUUGUAUUCUUGGUCAUAUUUUUCUAAAACCAAUUUGAUGUUAGUGCACUCACAUCGACAUUGAAAAAAUCUCAUGUAAGAAAGUUUUAAACAGCAAAUGUUUUGAGAAGCCUUCUCUUGAUAUUGUUAAUAUCUGGGCUUACAUAUAUUUUGUCUGUGGAAGAAAAUACGUUUUGCCAUCGUUUUGUAGUAAAUUAAAUGUAAAUGUUUUUGACUGAAUGGUGAACAUUGCUUGAUAAGUACAUGUUGCUAAUAUAAUUGUCAAAAGAAUGACAGUCCACUGAGACUCAAAAUGCUUAGAUGCACACUGUAUCAUAGCCUAAGUUAAAAUAUGGUAAAUUAUGAUUUUGAACAAUGUAAAUUGUAUUGAAACCAUUUUAUUUUUAAACGGGGCCAGGGGUAAAGUGAAAGUGAGCGAUCCGUUGUUAUUUCUGACAUCCGUUAAUAGUAUCAUAGCAGAGAGAGGGAGUGGUCCCAAAAGCAACACACACAAAAAAGCACUGCACACAAUUAUCUGGUUUGCUUUGUAUGAGUAUAGCAUGGUGCAGUCAGUCAGUGUAAAUAGCCUGCAGGAGAUUCUGUCUCUUAAAUGUUUUUUCCCCUUUCUUUGUCUAUUUUUAUAGUUAAUUGUGUAAAUAUUGAGAAGAAAAGGUUCUUUUACUAACUGGAGAAGCAAAUUGAAAAUAAAGAGUGCUAGAGAUUUCA